CCGCGCGGGCUCGCGAUGAGCGGCGGCCGGCAGCGCACGCUGCUCGAGGCGUGGCGGCGGGCCGCGGGCCCCGCGCUGCAGGCCGGGCGGGAUGCGGGCGUUAACAACGACGACAACGACAACAACGACGACGAUGACGACGAACUGCUGGCGGCCGCGGCCGCGGAGCUGGAUCCGAACCCGAACCCGAAGCCGGGCCCCGAAACCGCGGCCGGCGGCUUCUGCUCGGCUGCGGGCGCGCUGUGGAUCUACCCGAGCAACCGGCCGGAGCGCUCCUACCAGCUGCGCAUGGCCCGCGCCGCGCUGCUCGCCAACACGCUGCUGUGCCUGCCCACCGGGCUGGGAAAGACCUUCGUGGCCGCCGUCGUCAUGUAUAACUUCUACCGCUGGUUCCCGUCCGGCAAAGUGCUCUUCCUCGCGCCCACCAAAGCGCUGGUGGCUCAGCAGAUGGAGGCGUGCGCUCAGCUGAUGGGCAUCCCCGGGCGGGACAUGGCCGAGAUGACGGGUGGGACGCAGGCCCUGAGCCGCAGGGAGCUGUGGGCCACCAGGAGGGUUUUCUUCCUGACCCCGCAGAUCAUGGUGAACGAUCUCAGCCGAGGAACGUGUCCUGCUGUGCAAAUUAAAUGUCUGGUUGUUGACGAAGCCCACAAAGCCCUGGGGAACCACGCCUACUGCCAGGUUGUGAAGGAGCUGAGCAGAUACACCAAGCAGUUCCGUGUUUUGGCCCUGAGUGCAACGCCGGGCAGUGACACCAAGGCUGUGCAGCAAGUUGUUUCCAACUUACUCAUUGCUCAGAUAGAGCUGUGUACUGAAGACUCUCCAGAAAUUCAGCCUUAUUCUCACGAGCGGCAAGUGGAAAAAAUCGUCGUUCCUCUUGGUGAAGAGCUGGGUGGGAUUCAGAGAGCUUACAUCCACGUGCUAGAAACAUUUGCUGGCCGCCUGAUCAAAAUGGGGGUUUUAGCAAGGCGGGACAUUCCCAGCCUCACCAAGUACCAGAUAAUUCUAGCAAGAGAUCAGUACAGAAAAAACCCUUCUCCACAAAACGUGGGGAUGCAGCAAGGCAUAAUUGAAGGAGAUUUUGCGCUCUGUAUCAGUUUAUAUCAUGGUUAUGAGCUGCUGCAGCAAAUGGGAGUGCGAUCGUUAUUCAUCUACCUUUGUGGAAUUAUGGAUGGAUCAAAAGGAUUAACUCGUACAAAGAAUGAACUUGGUCGCAAUGAGGACUUCAUGAGGCUGUACCAGCAGCUGACAGACAUGUUUUCAGACGUGUGUCAGGCUUCAGCAAGUGGAAAUCUUCACAAGAGUAGAACAGUUUCUGAAAAUAAAAAGGAAUUUAUUUACAGUCAUCCAAAAUUAAAGAAAUUGGAGGAAAUAGUAAUAGAGCACUUCAAGUCCCAGAAGAUGGGAUGUUCUGAUCAAACCACGUCCGGAAGCACAUCUGUGGACACCAGGGUGAUGAUCUUCUCAUCAUUUCGGGAUAGUGUGCAAGAAAUUGCAGAAAUGCUGUCCCGGUUCAGCCCAGUUGUUAGAGUGAUGACUUUUGUUGGGCACUCCACAGGAAAGAGCACAAAGGGCUUCACCCAAAAGGAGCAGCUUGAGGUGGUAAAACGCUUUCGUGAGGGUGGCUAUAACACCCUGGUGUCCACGUGUGUGGGAGAAGAAGGUUUGGACAUCGGGGAAGUCGAUCUCAUCAUCUGCUUUGACGCCCAGAAGAGCCCGAUCCGGCUGGUGCAGCGCAUGGGCCGCACGGGGCGGCAGCGGCAGGGCCGGGUCGUCGUCAUCCUCGCCGAGGGGCGCGAGGAGCGGACUUACAAUCAAAGCCAGUCCAACAAAAGAAACAUCCAGAAAGCUAUUUCAGGAAACAAAAUGCUUCAUUUUUACCAGCACAGCCCACGGAUGAUUCCAGAAGGCAUAAAUCCAGAGCUGCACCGAAUGUUUAUUACUGCUGAAAAAUACGAACCAAACGAUUCAAGAAAGCUUUCCAGAGGGAGACCUAGUUCUCUCCACCAUAAAUCUGCUCUCUUCUCCUGUGUCACUGAUCCAAAGGAAAUGCACUGCCAUGAGAAUUGGUCUCUGUCACCUGAGGAAUUUGAAAUAUGGGACAGGCUGUACAGACUUAAAGAAAAUGAUGGAGUAAAGCAGCCAAUACUGCCUCACACUCGGUUUGAAACCCUAGAAAACCUGGAGGAAACAUCAAAGCCUGAAGAGGAGGCAGUGCAUAAACUGUCCUUGUCUGAGUGGAGUAUUUGGCAGAAUCGUCCUUUUCCUACAAGUAUGGUUGUCCACUCCGACCGCUGCCACCAUUUUAUCAGUGUUAUGGAAAUGAUAGAAGUGAUGAGACAAGAACAGGGAGAUUGCAGCUAUGAACUGGAGCUUCAGCCUCACCUACGGAUUGAAGACGUCCAUGUUCAGAGGAAUAAAAGUCGUCUUUCCACAACCAGUUCCACGUUUGCUCUGAAGACUCACUCAUCAAAAAGAGACACGGCACACACAAAAAAAACGUUUGUACCUGAUAUAAAUGAUAAUGAGAGAGAAUUCUUUUCUAUAUUUAAAACAACAAACAUAAAGACUCCCAGAAGAACUCCUGGACUGGAUUUGGAAGAGCCCGAGUUGCCCACAGAUACCGAUGCUUCAGAGCCUUGCUCAGCAAAAAGGCUCACUCUGGUUGAGAGUGCUGAGCAGGGCAGCCAAAAGGAGGAGGAAAUAGAGAAGGUGACAUUUGACUUAAAUGAAUUUAAUGACUUAUGUGAUGAAGGUGAAAGUACUGUGACUCGUGAAAGUGCAGCAGCGAAGGAUCUCAGGUUGUUAGAUAAGCACUGCAGUUCAGUGGGGUUGAACCACACAGAUUUGGGUUACAGCAGCUUCACAGCUGAGAAAUCUGUGUCCUCUGACUUAUUUUAUCUCCCAGAAUCACACGUGGAUUCAUUUGUGCUUGUGAGCUCCUCUGAAGAGCUUUCUAGGCCAGAAGAAGCAUUUUCCUGUGUGAGGAGGCUGUUAGCACAUUCUCCUCCUCCUCUCAGUAAACUUGAAGAUUUUGAAAAACUGCUGAGACAUGAGGAAACACUGUGCCCUCUUCCAAAGGUGUCUUGCAGGAGUUAUUCAAGGCAACUGCUGGACAAAGACUUUUCCUUAGAAGUCAGUCACUCAUUGCUGCCUGCCGAAAGUCCAGAGCUGGAGGUCACUGUUGACCUGAGUGCUUCUGUAAAUACCUGCAUUUCAAAACCUGCCUCAUCUUCACCACCAGCUGCUGGUGGAGCCGAGGAGAGGCUUCUGUGGGGUGGCAGCUUCCACAGUCUGUUGGGCAAGGAGGGAUUGACAGCAAAUCACACAAAUAACCCUUCAAAUAAACACUUUGUUCAAGGAGAUGGAGAUUUAGAAAAAGACAAGAAAAAUGUGACUACAGAUGAGGAGAAGAGUGCGCAUUUGUUUGAGGAUGAACACAUCUACGAAGCAAAUGAUGAAACGACACCCGUGGACGUGGAACCUUUGCUCAGGUCGGGUUCAGGCAGGCAGACUGCUGGGCCAACUGCAGGGCCAGACUCCCAGCUGCUGCCCUCAGGGCCGGGCUGCCCACGUGGGGACACAGCCUGCAGUGAUGGGGCAGCACGGGGGGAAAUGGCACCCAGGGGAGAACAGGGCCACGGCAGUGCGGCUGAGCAGGUCCUGCACACCAGUGACCUGUGUGACUGUUCCCAGGAACUGUUUUCUGUUAACUUCGAUCUGGGGUUUUCCAUUGAAGAGUGUGAGAAGGAAAUCUUUGAAGAAGACAUGGAUGCCGUUAAUACCCCCAGAUUAAGCAGUGCCUCGGGGAGUCGUGCGGACGUGCAACUCGCCGCCAAUAAACAUCCUCUGAACGAUGGCUGCAGGAUUCAAACAUCACCAAAAUGGGAUUGCAAAGAUCUAGAGGGAAGAAACAUUUCCACACCACUGCCCCUGCAGAGCAGAAACGUGAGGGACACAGCAGUGCCUGGGGGGACGUCGGGGGGCAGGACGGGAUGUGGGUCACAGAGAGCCUCACCUCCUUCACCUUCUACCCCAACGGGCAGGAAGGUUAGCAGUGCUGAAGCUACCAGAAGGAUUCGUAAGAACAUGUUCUCUGCUGUCAGGGAGGAAAUUCCAGAGGUUCAUCCUAAAGAUAAAGUCAAUGUAAACUCACAGAGAAAGAGCUUUGGGAGCUCAGCCUUGGAUGCGCUUGAUUCCACUGGAGGAAGGACUGAACACCUGGCAGGCACCAGCCUUCAUACUUCACGUGUGUUUCCUGCUGAAGGAACCAGCAGUGAAAGUGAAGAAGAGAUUGUUUUCCAGAGGAAAAAUAGGAGAAAGAAUGUUUUGAAGUCUCCUGAUGUUGUGAAUGACAGUGAUUUUGAAUCUCCAGUUCGUGCCGUCAGGAAGCGCCGACAUCCGCUGAGCGUGUCUGACGUGUCCAGUGAUGACAGCGUGGAUUUUCACAAGAACCCAAACAGGAGCAGCAAGGGCUGCUCAGCAGUGGGCACCAAGGCAGAGCUGAGAGGUGUGAAACGUCAGAAGGUCAGGAGCAACGUUACACGUAAGGAUGCAGCAAGACAGUUCUUAGAUGAAGAAGCAGAGUUGUCCCAGCAGGAUGAGAGCUGUGUUUCUUCUGAUGAGACUGAGGACACAGACAAGGAGCUGAGCUCCUCACUUGCUCAAUUCCUGAAUGACGACGCAGAGGUCACACAAGUGUUAAAUGACUCUGAGAUGAGAGGUGUUUACCUGAAGUCCGUGCGCAGCCCAGCCCUGGGGAACAGAUACAAAAUGGUGCAUCGGGAAUUCAACAGCACUGAGAUUUUCUCACAGAUCCCUGAGCAAGACGAGACCUAUGCAGAAGACAGCUUCUGUGUUGCAGAGGGGGAUGAGGAGAUGUACAAAAAAAGCGGAUCGAGUGAGGAGGAGGAGAUGUGCAUUAACUUUGAUCUCUUAAAUAAUGAGAGCUUUGGUGAUGGAAGACAGCAGUACCUCACUCGGCGAAGAAAAAAACUCCACAGGGCCAAGAUGGAACAGAAUUGCUCAGUGCCAGGGCAGAAGAAGCCAUCCCGAAUUAUUGUCCUGAGUGACUCCAGCGGGGAGGAAACAAGUGUCAGCAAUGAGAAGGGCAUGGCAUCACAUUGCUCCAGGGCAGAACAGGAAAACGCUGAGUUACUCACAACGUUGCCUUCGGUCUCUUCUGUACCACGUAAAAAACCAGCUGGGGACAUCAGUGCUCAUCAGUCUGCAGAGAGUAAGAGUGGGAUGCUGCUGGGCUUGAAGGCGUCGGUAUCUGAAAUGCUUGACUUCCACCCAGGGCCUCGAUCUGGCUCAGGGAAGGAGGCUCUCCUGGCUCCUGCUGAGCAUGUACAGCUGGGGAGCUCUGUGAAGCACACUGCUGGGAAUGCCUCGGGUCCCACAAAGGCCUCUCCAGCUCUGCCCGACAGAGACACAGCACUGUGUGUUCUGGUGGACAGCCGUGAGAUCUCCUCUGGCACAGAUGUCAUCUCCUCCCUGAAGGCCGUCCAUGGGGUGAAGGUCCAGGUCUGCUCGCUGGGCAGCAGCGACUACGUUGUCAGCAACCGCAUGGCAGUGGAAAGGAAAUUGCAGUCGGAGCUGCUGAGCUCUGUGAACAGGAGUAAAGUCACCCAGCGCAUCCAGCGCCUGCAGAGCAUGUUUGAGAGAGUGUGUGUGAUCGUGGAGAAGGACAGGACCAAACCAGGGGAAACCUCGAGGUUUUUCCAGAGGACACAGCACUAUGAUGCUACACUCGCUGCGUUGCUCCAGGCUGGCAUCCGGGUUCUGUUCAGCUCUUGCCAAGAGGAGACAGCAGUGCUGCUGAAGGAGCUGGCCCUGCUGGAGCAGAGGAAGAACGCUGCCAUCCGUGUGCCUACAGAGGUGGAGGGCCACAAGCAGGAAAUGCUCAACUUCUACCUGAGCAUUCCCAACAUCAGCUACCUGGCUGCUCUCAAUAUGUGCCACCACUUCAGCUCCGUGAGGACGAUGAUGAACAGCUCCCCAUCAGACAUUGCUGCUGGUGCCCAGGUGAGCCUGCAGCGCGCAGAGGAGACGUACCGCUACCUGCGCUAUGGCUUCGACACACACAUGCUGCCUGAGAGCCUCUGUGCCAAGGGGAAGAGCAACACUGCCACCAGGAGCUGAGGAGAGGGACACGGGGCUGCUGAAAGCCUCGGGCUGCUCUUCCAAUUGCACUUUACUGAGCUUAGUUGCUGUAAAAUAUGUAAAUAAAUCCUCAGAGAAACA
This is a messenger RNA of Phasianus colchicus (ring-necked pheasant), 6243 nucleotides long. RefSeq names its product FA complementation group M (gene FANCM). Lineage: Eukaryota; Metazoa; Chordata; Aves; Galliformes; Phasianidae. The record is from RefSeq and is a predicted model, not a curated record. Gene Ontology annotation, biological process: double-strand break repair via synthesis-dependent strand annealing; interstrand cross-link repair. Gene Ontology annotation, molecular function: four-way junction DNA binding; 3'-5' DNA helicase activity; nuclease activity.